AUAAGAGAAGAUGCACCACUUAGAGCCCACGUUCCCACUCUUAAUCACCCAAAAUUAUAACAAAGACGUGCUCUCACAUCUCAUCUCACUUCCUCACCAGCUCACUUCACUCAAUCCCUCUUUAUUUUUUCCUUUCCUUUUAAUUUCUUAUACAACAAUCUCUCUCAAUCCUCAAGUAAAACAGAGGUGACCAUAUGGCUCUCGACACUCUCCAUUCUCCAACCUCCACCACCGCUCCUCCUCCUUUCUUAACCGAGCCCGCGGAGAAUCUUGAGUCAUGGACCAAAAGAAAACGCACGAAACGACACCGGAUUGUAGAUCAGUCACACCCUCCAUCCGAAGAAGAGUAUCUCGCUCUCUGCCUCCUCAUGCUUGCUCGUGGCUCCUCCUCGGAUGAUGAUCAUCACUCUCCUCCUCCACCGUCUGAUCAUCACCACCGGGACUACAAGUGCUCCGUCUGUGGUAAAUCUUUCCCGUCUUACCAAGCGUUAGGUGGACACAAAACCAGUCACCGUAAACCGGUUAGUAAUAAUAACGAAGACACUAAUAACAGUGGUAACGGUAACGUUACUAAUAACGGGAAAAUUAGUAACUGUUUAAUGGGUCAAAGUGGGAAGACUCAUAAGUGUUCUAUCUGUUUUAAGUCGUUUCCAUCUGGUCAAGCGUUGGGCGGUCACAAACGGUGUCAUUACGACGGUGGUAACGGCAACGGUAGUAACAAUCACGGUUUUGACCUGAAUUUACCGGCUGAUCACGAUGAAACACCUGUAAGAAGUCAACUCUCCGGCGAAGAAUCAAAUUCGGUUGCGUGAUUAUUAUUAUUUUUUACCGAUCAGCUAGCUAGUGAUGAAUCAUUAGCUCAGAUGCUGAUGAGAGUCUGUAAUGAAAAUGAUUGGAGUGGACUUUGGAUUAUUUUUAAUUUCUUUUUACGUAUAGGAAAAGAGAAAAGAAAAUCUUCAUGUAGUUAUGCGUUUUUGGGUUUUGUUUAUAUAAAGUAAAUAAAGAGGUAUACUAUUUGGAUUUGUAUUUUGUUUUAAUAAGAGAAACUAGAUUAAUAAAACUUCUAU
Molecule: messenger RNA, 1067 nt
Organism: Raphanus sativus (radish)
Lineage: Eukaryota; Viridiplantae; Streptophyta; Magnoliopsida; Brassicales; Brassicaceae
Product: zinc finger protein AZF1-like
Exons: 1
Coding region: 195-812 (205 amino acids)
Molecular function (GO): DNA-binding transcription factor activity
Source: RefSeq, a predicted model, not a curated record